GCAAGCUAUAUAGAGUUACCUCCCUUAUGAAGAGGCUCAAGGGAUAAAUAAAUGUGUUUCUUGCAUGUGUUUGUCAAAUAACAGAUACCAAGCUUGUCGUUCGAUACCGGUAGGACUAUCCACGAUGUCAGUCACAGGGGGAAUGAUCGGCUUCAUGAAGCGGAUGCUAGAAGAAUACAAAAGUUUAAGAGGGAGGACAAAGGACAGCGGUGUCAGGCCCUUCUGGGAUGUGGUUGUCAUCACAACAGCCGAUGAAGACCAAAGGAAGGCCUUCCAGUUGCAGAUCGAUGACAAGGCAGAACGGAGGGAGCUGCCAUUGGAUCUGCCAAUAUAUGUUGUCACAGACCCACCUGGCCCCAGAAUUGGUAAUGGUGGUUCUACCCUGACUGCCCUAGAGCACCUGCAUGAUAAAUACGGGGCGGAGAUGUACCAGAAGAAGGUCCUCCUGAUACAUGCAGGGGGGUGGAGCCAGAGGAUGCCGAGUGCAAGUGUUCUAGGGAAGGUGUCUGCCCUCCCCCACGGAGAACCUCUGUACCAGAUGCUGGACCUCAAGUUAGCCAUGUACUGGUCACUCGUGGACAAGAUGAAGCCAGGUGUGCUGCUUGUCUGUGCUGAUGACUUCCUGGUGUAUGAUCUCGGAUCUGAUUCUGACUGGUCGAUUCCUGAUACUGGAUUCACUGCAUUUGCUCAUCCAUCAUCGAUUGAGAUGGGACGUACACAUGGCGUCUAUGUUAUUGCAGAUCAGGAUGUGAACAGCAGACAGAAGCAUAUUUCUAUUAAAGAAUGUCUUGAGGUGUUGCAGAAACCGACAGAUGAGAGAAUGGAGAAGCAGGGAGCUGUUCUUGAAGGUCAAGGUCCUUUUGAAUUUGCAGAUGAUCUAACUCUUGAGGGCAAGGUUGUGUAUACUGACAGCAGCUUCUACUUCGGGACAGAUGUCAUGAAGAGCCUCCUGGACCUGAAGAAGAAGACUGGCCAAAUCACAUGUGAGAUUGAUGCUUAUGGUGACUUCUUACAAGCUCUCGGUCCCAGGGCAACAUCGGAUUAUAUUGACCUGACAGGGAAUAUCAGCCUCAUGACCGCUGACCUCAAGGACACAAGGAUGAAAGUUUUCAAUCAUCUAAAAGGAACAGAUAUCCAUCUUCUCGUGAUGAAUGCAUCAAAGUUCAUCCACAUAGGAACAACAAAGGAGUAUAUAUACCAUUUAUGCGAAGACAUAGAAUUCCAACAACAGCUUUCAUUCUCAAAAGAUGUCUUUAAUGUUUGGACGGACAGUUUUAACUAUAAUAAUCAUAAAAUGCCUAAAAUGGAACAUCAAUCCUUUGGUUGUGUAAUGCACUCUUCUCUUCCAAAAACAUCAUCAACCCCAGUCAGAUCUGUGAUGGAAUAUUGCCACUUUGAUGUCCCGGUCUCAGUUGAGCCCGACACCAUCAUCAGUAACUGCCAGUAUCUGUUGUCCGAGGUAUCUCAUGCUCCCAAGGUCCUCGCUGUACCCAAAGGCUGCUUCCUCCAUACUGUGCCCAUCUGCAUCGACAACAGGACAGAGUAUGUUACCAUCUUCCUGAAUAUAUUUGACAACAUCAAGAAGUCAUGUUCUUCAGAUGAUGUGACUUCUUUGUCCUUCCUUGGCAAAACAAUUGAGGACUUUUGCUCAUCUUCAAGCUUGACUCUGAAAGAACUAAUCCCCAAAGAAACAUCUGGAAGUGCAGCUCACAAACUCAGCCUGUGGAAUCUGAAACUCUUUGCUGCCCAAUCAUCAAUGACAGAAUCAUUUGACUUUUCCCUCACUGAAAUGAAACAUCUCAUAAGUGGGAAGAAGAUGACAGAACCCACAAGCUGCAGACGGCUCUCAAUGGCUGACCUUCUCAAGGUGAAGGAUGUGGCAGCCAUGUUGAAAUAUCGGAGGAAUCUCUUCCAGGCCAUAACAGCUUCCAAGAACUAAAUAACUUUAUGGUUCUUACAUGCUAAUGUGUCUUUCACAUUUCAAUCAUCUUAUAGGUUUAUACAAAUGCUCUGGUUCUGAUCAACCUACCUACUUGUUUUCAGUUAGGAUAUUAAGUUGAAUAUUUUGAUGCCAAAGACCUUUCCAAAUAUGCACACCUCCAUUUUGUGUCUAAUAAAUCAGAGCCAUAAUAUUUGUGGUUGAGGGUAUGUGGGAUGUAUGUCUACAGGGUAUUUACUUAAUGCAUUAGUUACUGUAUAAGCUUUCUUAUUACCCUUUAGAUAACUUAGAAGACUUUCGAUUGGUUAAUAGACAAUGCUUAUGAAAUACUCUAAAGUAUCACAGGUAGUAUUAAUCCAUCUCAACCUAUUCCAACAUGUAGUAUGGACUACUGUGACAUUUUGUGACCUUUGAAAUUAAAAUCCAACUCACUUGGAGAAUUCAGCUGUAAUUAUCAUGAAAAGGUCCUUUUAUCAGUUCUGUCACAUUUUGUUUCCGGAGCAUAACUCAAAACCUGUUCAAUAUUUUUCAACAAAACUUGUUAGAUUUAUCAAACAGAACCUAAAGUGGUGCCUUUUGUUUUUCACAGAUUUUCGUCCUUUUUAUUUUUCUUGGUUUCCAUGGAAACGUGUUGGACUGAGUCUCAAAGGGAGGAAAGGUUUCGUUUUCCGGAGCACAACUCAAAAAGCAUUUCAAUAUCUUUCAACAGAACUUAGCUGAUAUAUGACACAUACCCUAAAGUGGUUCCUUUUCCUAUCUACGGAUGUUUGGCAUUUGAUUUUUCUUGGUUUCCAUUGAAACGGUUUGGACUUAGUCUCAGAAAGGAUGGGUGGGCCUCGUUUCCGGAGCACAACUC
Haliotis rubra (blacklip abalone) is the source of this 2795-nucleotide messenger RNA. Its product is annotated as fucose-1-phosphate guanylyltransferase-like. NCBI's taxonomy places the organism in Eukaryota, Metazoa, Mollusca, Gastropoda, Lepetellida, Haliotidae. The record is from RefSeq and is a predicted model, not a curated record. Gene Ontology annotation, molecular function: transferase activity, transferring phosphorus-containing groups.